Prunus mume (Japanese apricot) is the source of this 415-nucleotide messenger RNA. RefSeq names its product homolog of Synechocystis YCF37 (gene YCF37). The record is from RefSeq and is a predicted model, not a curated record. Lineage: Eukaryota; Viridiplantae; Streptophyta; Magnoliopsida; Rosales; Rosaceae. Gene Ontology annotation, cellular component: chloroplast thylakoid.
UUUGGGCUGAAGAGGAAGCUGAAGCAGGCGGAGAGGGAGGCGGAGGUGAUAGUGAAGGAAGGGUUCGAGGCGGCGGAGAAGGGCAUCGAAACGGCGGAGAAGGGUCUCGAAACGGCGGAGAAGGGGCUGGAAACAGCAGAGCGAGGGAUCGAAACGGCGGAGAAAGGGGUGGAGGCGGCGGUGAGCUUUGGCGGGCUAGCGCAGGCUGGAGCGGUGGCGGGAGCGGAGGUUGUGGGGAUUUUGGUGGCGACUUCGGUCGUGAAUGGGAUUUUGGGGCCAGAGAGUUAGUUAGAAAUCGUGAGCUUGUUGUAACCUUAAUUUAUAGUGCUGAUUAGCUGCGUGGCUCUGUAAAAUUUAAAUCCAGUUUAAUUUAUAUCAUCGAGUUUUUAAUUAUAUACAUGAAAUUUUUUGAGAA